CGGUCACCAUGGGGAGCGUAAACGUCAAUCGCAAUGUCAGCGAUGCUUUUUAUCGUUAUAAGAUGCCGCGGAUCCAAGCGAAGGUGGAAGGCAAGGGAAAUGGUAUUAAGACAGUGAUCGUCAACAUGGUGGAUGUGGCGAAGGCGAUCGGUCGUCCGGCUACGUAUCCGACCAAGUAUUUUGGUUGCGAGUUGGGCGCUCAAACGCAGUUUGACUUCAAGAACGAACGCUUCAUUGUCAACGGUUCACACGAUGCGACAAAGCUACAGGAUCUGUUGGAUGGUUUUAUCCGAAAAUAUGUUCUUUGCCCAGCCUGCGACAAUCCGGAAACCGAAUUAAUGGUCAGUUCGAAGAAAGGAACGAUCUCGCAGGGUUGCAAAGCGUGUGGACAUCAUGGCCUUCUUGAGAGCAAUCACAAGUUGAACACGUACAUCUUGAAAAAUCCACCGAGCUUGAAUCCAGCAGUACAAGGUAGCUCUUUGACAGAGGGUAAACGCGGCAAACGCUCGAAACGCGCUAAUGGUGACGCUGCGACUGCAGUCGCCGCCACCACUGCUACCACUAACGGCAACGAUCGAUCUGGUUCGCCAGAAAAUGACGUCAACAACUCUGGAGACAUCGUGAUGGAACCACCGCCAGAAAGAACAAUCAACGACGACGGAGAUGACGAUAAAUGGGCGGUAGAUGUGUCUGAGGAAGCAGUCAGAGCUCGUCUUCAAGACCUGACGGAUGGUGCUAAAGGUAUGACUAUCAGUGACGACCUUGAUAAGAGCGAAAAAGAGCGCAUGGACAUGUUCUACAAACUGGUCAAAUGCCGUCGCGAUGCUGGCCAACUCGAUAACAAUCACAAGGAGCUCGUAGCCGAGGCGGAGCGUCUCGAGAUUAAGACCAAGGCACCAUUGAUCCUUGCCGAGCUGUUAUUCGAUCAGGGAAUCGCCGCACAGGCGAAAAAAUACCGGGUGCUACUGCUGCGUUUCACUCACGAUGACAUUAAGGCACAGAAAUAUUUGAUCAGAGGAAUCGAGCAAGUGAUCGCGCUGCAUAAGGAUGCAUUGAUGCCGAAGGUUCCCGGAAUCCUCAAGUUAUUUUACGACGCUGAUAUCUUAGAAGAGAAGGCAUUUGAUGAAUGGUCAAAUAAAGUCAGCAAGAAAUAUGUCUCGAAAGAUCUGUCGCAGGAGAUUCAUGAUCGAGCUGCACCAUUUUUAACAUGGUUGAAAGUUGCAGAGGAAGAGGAGUCUGAAUCCGAGGAAGAAGACGACGAUGUGGAGAUCGAAUACGACGAUAGAGCCAAGCAGGAAUCUCUGAAACAACAGCAGCCGCCGGCCACGCCGAAACCUACCGCCGCUACGACCGUCGCUGCCGCCAAUAAUGAUUCCGAGGAUGACUUCGAUAUUGAUGCCAUUUAAAGCAUACACCGUAUUACACGUAUCAUACACCCAACAUAUAUAUACACACAUAUACACAAACGCAACGGAUGACAAAAAACACUGGUCCCGAGCCGUAAUAUCUGAGAUGAAUAAUCAUUUUCCUCUUGAACAGAAUUGUGCAAAUGCAAUCUCAAGUUAUACGCAAAUAGAUAUAGGAUUUUCGUUAUUUUAGGCUGAUGAGAGCGACACAAUUAAACAAUGCUGUUUACAUGAAUGAAGAAAAAGAAAAAAGAAGAAAGAAAAAGAAAUUUUAAUCGUUCCUAAGAGUUUAACGUGAUUUAUCUAUGUACAGUAUAUUCGCGAUAUUUUUAAUCGUUUUAACGAUGCAGAUACGCAUUUAUUGAAAAGAUCGUUAUUUCUUUAAUAUUGAUUGAUUGUUGUGGAAACAUUUUAAUGGUGCGCGUAUAUCUUGAAAUGCAUCCCUUUCAAGUAAAGAAGACAUUCAUAAAGCAUUCAUGAGCAUUACCGGGAAAUUGGCCUGCUAAAAAUGUUCUUUAUUGUAUUA
This is a messenger RNA of Mycetomoellerius zeteki, 1932 nucleotides long. RefSeq names its product eukaryotic translation initiation factor 5 (gene eIF5). Gene Ontology annotation, biological process: formation of cytoplasmic translation initiation complex; translational initiation. The transcript has 3 exons. The coding region runs from base 9 to 1406 and encodes 465 amino acids. Lineage: Eukaryota; Metazoa; Arthropoda; Insecta; Hymenoptera; Formicidae. The record is from RefSeq and is a predicted model, not a curated record. Gene Ontology annotation, cellular component: cytosol. Gene Ontology annotation, molecular function: eukaryotic initiation factor eIF2 binding; GDP-dissociation inhibitor activity; translation initiation factor activity.